UCCUUUGCCCACAUAGGAUGAGGCUAUAAAAAUGGGGUUGAAAUUGUGCAGAACCAUCCUACUGUCCUGCUUUGUUUUUGCUUCUUCCACUUUUGCAGUUAAGACUGGAUAGCAACAUUGCAAGCAGAGAGGUCUUGGUACUGUCAAAAGCAACUUUUUCUUUGGACGAAGGCUGUCGGGUAUUGGGCAGCGCAGUGAAGAACAAUGAGUGCUCCAGAACAAGCUGACGCCGUGGAGAUCUUGUUUCAGCACCAGUAUGCAUUUGUGAUCUCAAAGAUUAUGUUCACUGCCUCUGAUCUUGGUGUAUUUGAUCUGCUUAUGGAAUCCAAGGCACCGUUAACUUCAGUGACUAUUGCUGAACGUCUGGGUACCAGUCCCUUUGGGAUGGAGAGGCUGCUGGAAGCCUGUGUGGGCUUGAAGUUCCUGCAAAUGGAGAGGAAGGACAACCAAGCUCUUUAUGGAAAUACAGACAUUGCCAAUCUCUACCUUGCCAAAUCAAGCUUGAAGUCUCAGUAUCAUUCCAUGAAGUUCACUUCUGAAUUUGUCUAUCCGGGUAUGCAGUACUUAGCCGAUUCUGUGAGAGAAGGAAAGAGUCAGACUGAUAGAGUAUAUGGCAUUUCCGGAAAAGAUUGGAUUGACUCUCUUAACAGAUCCAAGAGUGGGCUGCAAAAAACCUUCAUGGAUGCUAUGCAUGCAAACUGGCAUCUGUUUGGCCGAGAAAUGAUGGCUGCAUUUGAUCUUUCGCAUUUCCCGCUUGUUUGUGAUGUGGGAGGAUGUACUGGAGCAUGUGCCAAGGAAUAUAUUUCAUUUUAUCCAAAUUCUACAGUGACAAUUUUAGACCUACCUGAAGUGGUGGAACAAGCAAAUAACCAUUAUGUGUCCCCGCAAGAUCACCAGAUUACUUUCUAUAAAGGGGACUUUUUUAAAGACCCAAUUCCAGAAGCUGACCUCUAUAUUUUGGCUAGGGUCCUGCACGACUGGGCUGAUGAGAAGUGUGUGCAGCUACUAACCAGACUGCACAAGGCCUGCAAACCUGGUGGUGGAGUGUUAGUAGUGGAAAUGGUCCUCAGCGAAGAUAGAAAGGGGCCGGUAAGGUGCCAACUACACUCUGUGUUGAUGCUACUCCUUACCGAAGGCCAAGAACGAACCUCAUCAGAGUACAAUGUACUGCUUAGUGCAGCUGGAUUCAAAGAGAUUCAACAAAAGAAAAUGAGCUUCUAUGAUGCCAUUUUAGCAAGAAAAUAAUAUCGACCGUACUGUUAGGUUUUUCCUUUAAGCCUGAUGUGGUCAAUGGUGCUACACAGAGAUGUGUGUUUGUAACCUUGAUCUGAAUAUUAAAACACCUGUGAGCUUUUGCUAAUUUGAAUAAUUGAAGGUAGAGUUUGCUUACUGUCAUGUGAUUGGGCAAUUGACUAUUUUGAAUUCUGUAUUUAAGCUACCCAAAUGGUUCAUGGGUGUGGUGGUGAUGUAUUGUGAAAUGAGAGGAAUGGAG
This is a messenger RNA of Zootoca vivipara (common lizard), 1492 nucleotides long. Its product is annotated as acetylserotonin O-methyltransferase. The record is from RefSeq and is a predicted model, not a curated record. NCBI's taxonomy places the organism in Eukaryota, Metazoa, Chordata, Lepidosauria, Squamata, Lacertidae. Gene Ontology annotation, molecular function: O-methyltransferase activity; protein dimerization activity.